AUGAACCACGAACCAUAUCAUUGGGGUAGACCUUUGGACGAGAUUUAUGGUCCCUAUAAUCAUAGAAUUUCCCAGGCAAACAAUGCCGAGUUUAUAGAUUAUAACCAUCACUCAUUGCACCAGCAGUCUUUCCCCAAAAUGAAUACGCAACAACCCAUUAUUACAGGAACUUCUAUAGUCGCUUCGAAGUUUGCUAAUGGUAUAAUAAUGGCGGCAGAUAAUGUUGGAUCCUAUGGCUCGCUAUUACGUUUCAACAAUUUGGAAAGGUUGAUAAAAAUAGGCUCGGAAACCGUUGUGGGUAUUUCAGGAGACAUUUCCGACUUGCAGUACAUUGAAAGGUUAUUAGAUGAGUUGGAAAUCGAAGAAGAAGUUUAUGACAACGAAGAAGGCGAUUUUCUUAGAGCUCCUAAUGUGCAUGAAUACUUGUCUAGAGUGAUGUAUAAUAGAAGGUCGAGGAUGAAUCCAUUGUGGAAUAGUAUAGUAGUCGGAGGGUUCGAUAAAGACAGAAAACCAUUUUUGAAAUACGUUGAUUUGUUGGGUGUCACGUAUCAUGCAUCAACUAUUGCUACUGGAUUCGGUUCACAUUUAGCUAUACCUUUGUUGAGAAAUGCUAUACCUGAUGACAAGGACUAUGUGAAAGUAAAGGAAGACGAAAUCAAAAAAGUUGUUGAUGACUGUAUGAGAGUAUUAUUUUACAGAGAUGCAAGGUCCGGAGAAUCUUUUUCGCGGGUAGUUAUUAAACUUGAUGAAGAAUCUGGAAAAUUGGACUUUGAUUUUGAAAAGGGUGUUAAAGUGGGAAAUCAAAGCUGGAGAUUUGCAAAGGAUAUUAGAGGCUAUGCAAGUAAACAGCAGUAA
Lodderomyces oxycetoniae is the source of this 855-nucleotide messenger RNA. RefSeq names its product proteasome core particle subunit beta 7. The transcript has a single exon. Lineage: Eukaryota; Fungi; Ascomycota; Pichiomycetes; Serinales; Debaryomycetaceae. Gene Ontology annotation, cellular component: proteasome core complex. Bases 1 to 855 code for a protein of 284 amino acids. The record is from RefSeq and is a predicted model, not a curated record.